UGGACAGGGGGGAAUAAAAAAAAAAAAAAAACACGGAUUAAUGCGCUGUCAAGCCCCAUCGCUGUCCUGUCACUGGAAUGAAACUGAAACGUUAUCAUCAUGAUUAUAUGUGGACUCCGGACGCACAUGCUGAAUUCUGACCCGACUUAUCCUACCAGAGCAAGUUCUUCAACAUGCUUUCUCAUUCUCCUGUGGAGUAACCGAGACUGGUGAAGAGAAAGGAGCUUCAGCCUAUUAUUUAUUAGUGUGGAUUUAUCGUAGGGUUCCUUUUAAAUAACGCAUUUCAAUUUGGAUUAAACGUUUUCUUCGGUUUUGUAUCCAUAAUAUGGACGCUCGCAGCCUGCAGUCCGAAGGGGGCAAGUGUGAGAAUGCUAUACAUCAUGGCUGACCAUCUGGACUACACUUUGUACAGAAAUACCUCUACAUCCUAGCUUCUUACCAUAUAAAACCCUAUAAACUGCCAACCAAGGGAAUAUAACCUCUGUAUCACGCCAUUUUUGCAUCUCUUCGCCUCACUGCUUUCAAACCAAUGCUACAUUAUUUAUAUCAUGGGAUGCAUGAAAUCCAAGCACCGCGACCCUACUCAGAAUUCCGGCUCAACGGAGAAAGUGGAUGGCAAGUCAGGAAAGCAAGGAGAGAAAGCCGUUCUAGUUUUCUCAGAGAUCGGCUCCAUGGAGGACCCAGUGCUGGUCAAUCCGGUGUUGGUGGACUAUGCCCAGAGACUCUCAGAGGAAAUUGUGGCCCGGGCAGUACAACAAUGGGCGGAGGUGGACAGCCGGUACAGUGACAUCCCCUACAUUGAGUGUGAUGUGCCAUAAGUUUUUAACUGUGUGGAAUAAGAAUGGAUUGGUCUAGCUCACACCUCUCCUGUAUGUAAAGGAGAGCUUUCAGACCGACAAAUGAAGGCCAGUGGAUAAUCAUGUCAUUUCGGAAAGAUGUUCUUUGGCUCUCUGAAAAUCUCUUUAGGAUUCACAUGAAAUAUUCAGCCAUAUUUUUUGUUUUCUUAACAACUGACCAUGGAGCUGUUAUAAUACAAGACAUUAUCUUUUUAUGUCUUUUGUUU
Rhinichthys klamathensis goyatoka is the source of this 1063-nucleotide messenger RNA. Its product is annotated as small membrane A-kinase anchor protein. NCBI's taxonomy places the organism in Eukaryota, Metazoa, Chordata, Actinopteri, Cypriniformes, Leuciscidae. Gene Ontology annotation, molecular function: protein kinase A regulatory subunit binding. The record is from RefSeq and is a predicted model, not a curated record. Bases 549 to 818 code for a protein of 89 amino acids. The transcript has 2 exons.